AUGCUUAAGAGAAUUGAAUCGGCUAGAAUUUUGGCAUAUUUCCCCACACCUUCUAUAAGUCAUCAAGUCGUAUUCAGACCCAUUACACAAGAACUAGCUAGAAGAGGACAUGAAGUUGUUGUUGUCACGACAGACCCAGUCUUCCCGAAGGGUAAAACGCCAGCAAAUCUAACUGAAAUAGACGUUCACGACAUAUCAUAUAAAAGUUGGAAAGAAUUUUUAGAAAUGAAGCAAGGCAAGAAAGAUGACAUAUGGUUGCAAAUUGAAGUCAUGAUUGAAAAACUAGCCACAAUUUUUGAAUUGCAAAUGCAAGUUCCUGAAGUAAGAGAAGUUGUUGAUAAAGAACGAAAAUAUUACGAUUUAUUAUUGCUUGAAGCUUGUCAUAAACCUGUAUUAGCAUUAAUACAUAAGUUAGAUAUUCCUGCUAUUCAAAUAAGUUCCUUUGGAGCUCUUGAUUACCAUUAUGAAGCUAUGGGGUCACCUAUACAUCCAAUUUUAUAUCCUACACCUAUAAGACAGAGGUUAUACAACCUGUCUUUUUUCGAAAAGGUCAUGGAAUAUUAUGCAUACCUAAAAUUUCAACGGUUGCAAUCAAAAACCAUUGAAUAUGAUAAUUUUAUUGUUAAAAGAAUAUUUGGGGAAGAAGUUCCACUGGUUGAAGAAUUACAACAUAGAGUUAAAAUGUUAUUUGUAAAUGAACAUCCGAUUUGGAGUGACAAUCAUCCUGUUCCUCCAAAUAUUGUUUCUAUAGGAGGAAUUCAUAGUAGACCACCAAUGGAAUUACCUCAGGAAUUAAAAGAAUAUUUAGAUUCCUCAAAGAAUGGGAUAAUAUAUAUAAGUUUUGGUACUAAUGUGCUACCAUCACUGUUACCACCUGAAAAAAUAAGAAUAAUGACAACUGUAUUGUCAAAAUUACCUUACGAUGUUCUAUGGAAAUGGGAUAAAGAUGAACUUCCAGGAAAGUCAAAAAACAUUAAAAUAGCAAAAUGGUUCCCACAGGCAGAUUUGCUGAAACAUCCAAAAAUAAAACUUUUUAUAACACAAGGCGGCUUACAAUCUACUGACGAAGCUAUAAAUGCUGCAGUGCCUUUAUGUGGUAUACCUAUAAUCGGUGAUCAAUGGUAUAACGCAGAAAAAUACGUUCGUCAUAAAAUAGGCAAACAGUUGGAAAUAGAAAAACUCACAGAGACAGAAUUUGAAGAAGCUGUUAAAAGUUUGAUUGAAGAUAAAAGCUAUAAGAACAAUAUUUUAAGACUGAGGUCUCUUAUGAGGGAUCAUCCUAUAAGCCCUUUAAACCUCAGUAUAUUUUGGAUUGAACAUGUCAUCAAGUAUGGAGGAGACCAUCUUGAGCCGCCAGCAGCUCAUAUGUCAUGGAUUGAAUACUACGAAGUGGUUAUAAUUAUUUUGUUGAUGCUUAAAAGAAUUGAAUCGGCUAGAAUUUUAGCAUAUUUCCCCACACCUUCUAUAAGUCAUCAAGUCGUAUUCAGACCCAUUACACAAGAACUAGCUAGAAGAGGACAUGAAGUUGUUGUUGUCACGACAGACCCAGUCUUCCCGAAGGGUAAAACACCAGCAAAUCUAACUGAAAUAGACGUUCACGACAUAUCAUAUGAAAGUUGGAAAGAAUUUUUAGAAAUGAAGCAAGGAAAGAAAGAAGACCUAUGGCGACAAAUGGAAGUAGCGAUGGAAAGACUUGCCACUAUUUUUGAUUUGCAAAUGCAAGUUCCUGAAGUAAAAGAAGUUGUAGAUAAAGAGGGAAAAUAUUACGAUUUAUUAUUGCUUGAAGCUUGUCACAAAUCAGUUAUGGGAUUAAUGCAUAAGUUAGAUAUUCCUGCUAUUCAAAUAAGUUCCUUUGGAGCCUUUGAUUACCAUUAUGAAGCUUUGGGGUCACCAAUACAUCCAAUUUUAUAUCCUGCUCCUAUAAGGCAGAGGUUAUACAACCUAACUUUUAUCGAAAAGGUCAUGGAAUAUCAUGCACACCUAAAAUUUCAAUGGUUGCAAUCUAAAACCACUGAAUAUGAUAAUGUUAUUGUUAAAAAAAUAUUUGGAAAAGACGUUCCACCAGUAGAAGAAUUACAAAAUAGAGUUAAAAUGUUAUUUGUGAAUGAACAUAAGAUUUGGAGUGACAAUCAUCCUGUCUCUUCAAAUAUUAUUUUUAUCGGAGGAAUUCAUACUAGUCCAUCAAAACAGUUACCUCAAGAAUUAAAAGAAUAUUUGGAUUCCUCUAAAAAUGGGAUAAUUUAUGUAAGUUUUGGUACUAACGUACUACCAUCACUGUUACCACCUGAAAAAAUAAGAAUAAUGACAACCGUAUUGUCAAAAUUACCUUACGAUGUUCUAUGGAAAUGGGAUAAAGAUGUACUUCCAGGAAAGUCAAAAAACAUUAAAAUUGCAAAAUGGUUCCCACAGGCAGAUUUGCUAAAACAUCCAAAUAUAAAACUUUUUAUAACACAAGGCGGCUUACAAUCUACUGACGAAGCUAUAAAUGCUGCAGUGCCGUUAUGUGGUAUACCUAUAAUCGGUGAUCAAUGGUAUAAUGCAGAAAAAUAUGUUCGUCAUAAAAUAGGCAAACAGUUGGAAAUAGAAAAACUCACAGAGACAGAAUUUGAAGAAGCUGUUAAAAGUUUGAUUGAAGAUAAAAGCUAUAAGAACAAUAUUUUAAGACUGAGGUCUCUUAUGAGGGAUCAUCCCAUAAGCCCUUUAAAUCUCAGUAUAUUUUGGAUUGAACAUGUCAUCAAGUAUGGAGGAGACCAUCUUGAGCCGCCAGCAGCUCAUAUGGGAAUGGAAGGUGCGAGAAUUUUAGCAUAUUUCCCCACACCUUCUAUAAGUCAUCAAGUCGUAUUCAGACCCAUUACACAAGAACUAGCUAGAAGAGGACAUGAAGUUGUUGUUGUCACGACAGACCCAGCCUUCCCGAAAGGUCAAACACUAGCAAAUCUAACUGAAAUAGACGUUCACGACUUAUCAUAUGAAAGUUGGCAAGAAUUUUUGAAUAUUAAGCAAGGAAACAAAGAAAAUAUUUGGUCACAAAUGAAGCUUAUUUCGGAAAGGUUUGCUUUUGUCUUCUACUUACAAAUGCAAAAUCCUAAAGUACAGGAAAUUAUUGGAAAGGACAGAAAAUUUUACGACUUAUUAUUAAUUGAAGCUUGUCAGAAGACUGCUUUGGGUUUAAUUCAUAAAUUUGAUGCUCCUGCUAUCCAGUUAAGUUCCUUUGGCGCUUUUCAUUUCCAUUAUGGAGCUCUGGGAGCACCUAUUCAUCCAAUUUUAUAUCCGGUACCCGCCAGACAGAGGUUAUACAAUCUUACUCUAAUAGAAAGGGUCAUGGAAUAUUAUGCACACUUAAAAAUUUAUAACAUAUUCUCUGAUACUAUGAAAUAUGACAAUUAUAUUGUUAAAAAAAUAUUUGGGGAAGAAGUUCCACUAGUUGAAGAAUUACAAAAUAGAGUUAAAAUGUUAUUUGUAAAUGAACAUCCGAUUUGGAGUGACAAUCGUCCUGUUCCGCCAAAUAUUAUAUUUAUGGGAGGCAUUCAGCAAAUCCCAACGAAGGAAUUACCGAAGGAGCUCAAAGAAUAUUUGGACAAAUCUAAAAAUGGUGUUAUAUAUAUCAGCUUUGGAACAAACGUGAUACCCUCGCUUCUGCCGCAAGAGAAAAUUAAAAUUAUGACAACCGUAUUGUCAAAAUUACCUUACGAUGUUCUAUGGAAAUGGGAUAAAGAUGAACUUCCAGGAAAGUCAAAAAACAUAAAAAUUGCAAAAUGGUUCCCACAACCCGAUCUGCUCAAACAUCCAAGAGUCAAACUUUUUAUCACACAAGCAGGAUUACAAUCUACUGAUGAAGCGAUAAAUGCUGCAGUUCCUGUUAUCGGUAUGCCCGUUUUAGGUGACCAAUGGUACAAUGCAGAAAAAUACGUCCAUCAUAAAAUAGGAAAACAGUUAGAAAUUGCAAAACUUACGGCCGUGGAAUUCGAAGAGGCAAUUAAAACUCUAAUUGAAGAUAUUACCUAUAAAAAUAAUAUUCUGAAACUGAGGUCUCUUAUGAGGGAUUAUCCCAUAAGCCCUUUAAAUCUCAGUGUAUUUUGGAUUGAACAUGUCAUCAAGUAUGGAGGAGACCAUCUUGAGCCGCCAGCAGCUCAUAUGUCAUGGAUUGAAUACUACGAAGUGAAACUUAUUUUAAUAGGGAUGGAUAGGGUUUCUUCGGUAAAAAUGAGCAACAUAGAUAGAUUAACACCCGGAGCUACUUUAAAGAGGGAUUUCCUCUCGCCUCCAGAAGUUCAUUAA
Molecule: messenger RNA, 4278 nt
Organism: Danaus chrysippus (African queen)
Lineage: Eukaryota; Metazoa; Arthropoda; Insecta; Lepidoptera; Nymphalidae
Source: the annotation of a GenBank genome assembly